Sorex fumeus (smoky shrew) is the source of this 2310-nucleotide messenger RNA. It is a transcript of the gene KIF6, whose product is annotated as kinesin family member 6. NCBI's taxonomy places the organism in Eukaryota, Metazoa, Chordata, Mammalia, Eulipotyphla, Soricidae. The record is from RefSeq and is a predicted model, not a curated record. Bases 40 to 2310 code for a protein of 756 amino acids. The transcript has 20 exons. Gene Ontology annotation, biological process: microtubule-based movement; mitotic spindle organization. Gene Ontology annotation, molecular function: ATP binding; microtubule motor activity; microtubule binding.
AGCCUGCACGCUGGAGAGGUGAAGAGUCGCGGUGAGGCGAUGGUGAAGCAGACAAUCCAGAUUUUCGCGAGGGUGAAGCCUUCUGUCCGGAAGCAUCCACAAGGGAUUUAUUCCAUAGAUGAAGAUGAAAAAUUAGCAUCUAGUUUGGAAAUUAUCUUACCUCGUGAUUUGGCAGAUGGAUUUGUGAAUAAUAAGCGAGAGAGCUACAGAUUUAAAUUUCAACAAAUUUUUGAUCAAGAUGCAAACCAGGAGAUCAUUUUUGAAAGCAUUGCCAAACCAGUUGCUGAGAGUGUCCUGGCGGGUUACAAUGGCACCAUCUUUGCAUAUGGGCAGACAGGCAGUGGAAAAACAUUCACCAUCACCGGAGGGGCAGAGCGCUACAGUGACAGAGGCAUUAUCCCAAGGACACUGUCAUACAUUUUUGAGCAAUUACAAAAGGACAGCAGCAAAAUAUACACAACACACAUUUCCUACUUGGAAAUCUACAAUGAAUGUGGUUAUGAUCUGUUGGAUCCAAGACAUGAAGCUUCUGGUUUGGAAGAUUUGCCGAAAGUGACGAUAUUUGAGGACACUAAUCAGAACAUUCACCUGAAAAACCUAUCUCUUCAGCAGGCAACCACGGAGGAAGAAGCACUAAACCUGCUUUUCUUAGGGGACACGAACAGAAUGAUUGCAGAGACUCCUAUGAACCAAGCUUCAACCCGUUCCCACUGCAUCUUCACUAUUCACUUAUCAAGCAAAGAACCGGGAUGUGCCACUGUCCGGCAUGCCAAGCUUCACUUGGUUGACCUGGCUGGUUCAGAGCGAGUUUCCAAGACUGGAGUUGGGGGGCUGCUGCUUACAGAAGCCAAAUAUAUCAACUUGUCAUUACAUUACUUAGAACAGGUUAUCAUUGCCCUUUCAGAAAAACACCGCUCGCACAUUCCUUAUAGGAACUCCAUGAUGACCAGUGUCCUGAGAGACAGCUUGGGAGGGAACUGCAUGACGACCAUGAUUGCCACGCUCUCUUUAGAGAAAAGGAACAUUGGUGAGUCUAUAUCUACCUGCAGAUUUGCACAACGUGUGGCACUCAUAAAGAAUGAAGCUGUUCUUAAUGAAGAAAUUGAUCCCAGAUUGCUGAUCACCCGCCUACAGAGGGAAGUACAAGAGCUGAAGGAUGAACUGGCCAUAGUCACCGGUGAGCUGAGGACAGAGCCGCUCACAGAGGGAGAACUCCUUCAGCUGGAAAAACAAACAGAAACCUUUUUGGAAGACCAAGAUCCAGAGAGUAGACUAGAGGUUGGCUCUGAUAUGCGUAAAAUUCAUCAUUGUUUCCAUCACUUUAAGAAACUACUGAAUGACAAGAAGAUCCAAGGAAAGAGCACCGUUUGCUCUGAAACCAAAGAGCAAGACCACCAAGAACCAUUCAAAGAGGAGGAAUAUAAAAAGCUGCAAGAUCUUCUACAGCAGAGAGAUAAUGAAAUCAAUAUUCUGGUAAAUAUGUUAAAGAAGGAAAAGAAGAAGAACCAGGGUGCUCUUCACUCCUCUGGCACUGAGAGAAGUGACCUAAGACCCUCAGAGAACUCCCCCUUCCCAACGAGGAACCCACAAGGUCCAAAGACACUGUCAUCCUCAGCACCCACACACCCUCCAGGCCUCAGCACUUUGGGAAACAGAUCCAGUUUGCUCCAAGGAAGAACAGGAGUGAGAGAAGAAAUGUCAUUAGGACGCCAGGAAGCUUUUGAAAUCUUCAAGAGGGACCAUGCUGACAGCAUUACCAUCGAAGACAACAAACAGAUUCUGAAACAGAGGUUUUCUGAAGCGAAGGCCCUGGGAGAAAGUAUCAAUAAAGCAAGGAGUAAAGUUGGACACCUAAAGGAAGAGAUUGUGCAGCGACACAUGCAACAAGUAGCUCUGGGCAUCUCAGAAAACACCACUGUGUCCCCAGUACCAGACCCGGUAGAGGAGAAGCUUCGAGCACAGCUGGAAAAGGAAAAGAAAAGCUAUAAGACCGACUUCAUGCAUCUGAAAGCCCUGAAGGUGGAGAUCGAGCACUUGCAGUUGCUCAUGGACAAAACCAAAGUGAAACUGCAGAAAGAGUUUGAAGACUGGUGGGCAGAGGAGACCACUCGGCUGCAGGUCAACCCUCCAGCAGCGAAUUCAUUCAGUUACAUGAGGUCCUGUCCCCAAACACCCGAUUUCCAGUCCAGAGGGUCCCGGCCUCCCUCCCACAGAAGCUCUGGAGACGGGGAAACCUCAGGCCAAGGUCGACCAAGAUCUGUUUCCUGUGAGGACCCUCCUGGCUCACAGACGGCUGCCUUCUCGCUGUGA